AUGAAAGAUUCUGUUGAAAUUUGUUUAAUCACUUAUGAAAACGUUAUCAUGGCAGCAGUGGAGGUAGAUGAAAAUAGACUUCCGAUGUCGAGGAAUUCAACAAAACUUGGCAUCCUGGAGGGCUCGUUGGUUCAUACUCAUAUUCCUAUCUCCUACAAAAACUGGAAGAUGGUGCCUGAAAAUUACGAAGAUGAUGUCUGGGAGGAACUACAUAAAUCAUAUCUAUUGCCUGAUGCUUGUAAAUCAACUUUGUUAAAGGGGAUGUCUGAUCCAUGGGGGCGACAAAGGACUGCACGUACUCCUCCAAAUGUAACUGAUGAAGACUGGAAAACAUUCUGUCGCCACGAGGAGGAUGAAAAGGUUCAGAAAAAUAGAUUGGAUAAUAAGAGGAAAAGGGAGAAGUAUGAUUACAGUCAUACCUCCGGUCGCAAACCUCGUAGUUUGGUGAGAGCUGAAUUGGAGCUGGAGAAUCCUGGAGUAGAAAUCACUACCUCUGAUGUGUGGAUUAAAGCCCAUACACAAGAGGGUUGGAAAAUACUACCCAGUGCGCAGAAAUACUAUGAUGAUCUGAAGAAGGCGCAGCUAGAUAUUAAGGAAAAACAAGAUUCGGGUUCUUCUGUAGAUGAAGCUGAUGCAUUGACUGUAUAUUUUGGGAAAGAUACAAGGGGACGGGUUCGUGUUGUUGGUGCAGUUUCUCGUACACAAUAUGACUAUUCAGCUUCUGCACGUGCGAAAGUUACUGAAAUGAAGUCUAAGGAUGGAGAGCUCAAGCAUCAGGUGAAAGAUUUGGGUACCAAGAUGGGGUUUCUACUCGAAGGCUUUGGAACCUUAUGUAACGUUGUCAAUAAUAUCUAAUCUGGACAAUCCUCAUUUAUUGCCUCGAACCACAUGGAUAGUUCACAAGUUCAUACAAGUUCACCUGCUCAUACUCCUGCAGCAGGCAAUACCAGUUCACCUGCUCAGGCUCCUUCAGCUGGCAAUACAAGUUCCCCUGCUCAUACUUCUUCAGCUGGAAAAUCUGUAGCUGCUGACACCAUAUCACCAGCUCGAUCAGCUGUAGGUUCUGAUAUAAAACGUUCA
Papaver somniferum (opium poppy) is the source of this 1080-nucleotide messenger RNA. RefSeq lists its product as uncharacterized. Bases 1 to 855 code for a protein of 284 amino acids. The transcript is spliced from 6 exons. NCBI's taxonomy places the organism in Eukaryota, Viridiplantae, Streptophyta, Magnoliopsida, Ranunculales, Papaveraceae. The record is from RefSeq and is a predicted model, not a curated record.